AUGGCUGGAAUUUUGGGGUCACACUCUUCAGUCUUCAUGAUUCAUGCUCAUGAAAAGAAAGAGAAGCAAGUGAUACGAGAGAAGUUGAACUACAUUAAUUUGGUCUGUUUCAGUUUGGGCCCAAAGGCUUUACACGGCCGAGUUAGAAGUGCCGUGACUCUUUUGCCCUUCCAUUCUCUGCCUUUUUACUUGAGUACCUCAGACAGGUGUUCGUCUCCUGUGGGACUCCGCGUGGCUCUGUUUCUUUGCUGCACGAACAGAGAGCAUAGAGAGUUCAAGAACGAUCGAGAGAGAGAGAGAGGUGAUAUUCAGAGGCUUUGCGUCUUUGUUCCAGAGAAGUACAGAGAGGUGAAGAACAACAAUAGGGAGAGAAGACCCAUUUCAAUUCGAUCCGUUUCGACUUCCGCUAAGCUACGCUCUCUUUGGUUAUGUUUUCAGUCAUGCAUCAAAGUUGCAAUGGACUUUGUCUCACCUGAAAAUAUCGGCGAGUGCUUUCACUUGACAGAAGCAUUCCGCACACUUCCGGAAAAUCAUAGGGCUAAAGCGGACAAAUUGGAGGAACUGGGGAGUUUGGUUUCUCUGAAAUGGCAUUGGCUGAAUCAUACGCUGAACAAAUGGAUUUACCAGAGUUAGGUUAUGAAUAUCGAGCCAUCGUUGGGAUACCUUCAGAGCAGUUUAAACAUCUUAUCAUACAUCUGCACUACUUUGAGGAUCUGGUACUUACAUCUGCACUACAUUCAAUUUGGAGUUUAUAAUAUUUCCAGGUAAGUUUUUCUAAGUAAAGAGACCAAAGGUUAAAACACUAUUGCAGAUGAUGCUUUACACUUGAUCUCUGAACUUUAGGUAAGUUCAAUGUUGACAAGCUAUUAACUGAUGCAAUUUUAUUUGUAUAUCUUUUCACACUUUCCUCUUUAUUAGUAGCACAGGGGAAAACUGUGAAUUUUUCAAAAUUUUGUAACAUUGUUAAAACACAAUUGCAUCCUUUCAAAAAAAAAAAAAAAAAAA
Rosa rugosa (rugosa rose) is the source of this 1005-nucleotide messenger RNA. RefSeq lists its product as uncharacterized. The record is from RefSeq and is a predicted model, not a curated record. The transcript has 4 exons. The coding region runs from base 1 to 633 and encodes 210 amino acids. Gene Ontology annotation, molecular function: chromatin DNA binding; histone H3K9 demethylase activity; transcription coregulator activity. Gene Ontology annotation, cellular component: chromatin; histone deacetylase complex. Gene Ontology annotation, biological process: regulation of transcription by RNA polymerase II. Lineage: Eukaryota; Viridiplantae; Streptophyta; Magnoliopsida; Rosales; Rosaceae.